This is a messenger RNA of Didymosphaeria variabile, 483 nucleotides long. RefSeq lists its product as uncharacterized. The record is from RefSeq and is a predicted model, not a curated record. The transcript is spliced from 2 exons. NCBI's taxonomy places the organism in Eukaryota, Fungi, Ascomycota, Dothideomycetes, Pleosporales, Didymosphaeriaceae. The coding region runs from base 1 to 483 and encodes 160 amino acids.
AUGACUGAAAUUGUUGAGUUUGUUGCCUCUCAAAGGCUAGGAAGCCCUCCCGGAGAGUUCGACAGCUAUCUCAAAGGCUCUUUCAAUCUCAGCCUUGUCGUCAAAUUCAAUGAUGGAGGACCGAAAGCAGUAAUUCGCUUCCCAAAACCAGGCCAUACAGCCAAACAUUUGUGCGAGGAGAAAGUCAGGAACGAGGUCCAGGUGCUGAGUUUCCUAAGUGAUCAGGCCACUAUUCCUGUGCCCCGGGUCUCGAGCUGGGGAACAAUUGAAGACAGCCCUCAACACUUGGGCCCUUUCAUGAUCAUGGACUUCAUUGACGGUACUUCGUUAGCGACAAUGUUGAAGCAGCCAACCGAAAGUGAACGGGAUGAGGUUAUCCUCGCAACCGACGUGGACGAUACCAAGCUGGAGUAUGUGUAUGAGCAACUUGCUGAUUACAUGCUGCAACUGUCUCAACUCGAUUUACCUCAAUCGGAGCUUUAG